This is a messenger RNA of Malaclemys terrapin pileata, 5531 nucleotides long. It is a transcript of the gene SETD5, whose product is annotated as SET domain containing 5. The coding region runs from base 971 to 5434 and encodes 1487 amino acids. The transcript is spliced from 24 exons. Lineage: Eukaryota; Metazoa; Chordata; Testudines; Emydidae. The record is from RefSeq and is a predicted model, not a curated record. Gene Ontology annotation, molecular function: protein binding.
UGCGCCCUACGGGAGCCCCCAGGGGGCAUUCCUCGGGCGGCGCGGCGCGGCCCCCCUUCCCCGACUGGGCGGGAGGCUGCGUGCGCGUGCCCUGCGAGCGCCUGGACUCCGGUUCGCAAGCAGCCCCACCCCUUCUGUCUGCCACGUGUCCUGAGGCGGGAGUUACACCCCGGCAGCGAGGCGCCCCCACGUGGUGCAAGCGGCGUCGAACCAAUCAUAGGCCGGCUCCGCCCCCGGUCACGUAGAGCGGCUAACUCCAUGCACAACGCCGAUAUUUGUCCCUAACUGACGGGAGGAUCGGCCAACCAGAGCAUAUUUUCAAGACGGCCUGAUACACCCCCAUAGCCAAUAGGAGCCGCCCUCGAAGUUGCAGCGGGGCUCCUGUACUAGCCGUAAGGCAGCCGCUCGCGCGUCUUCUCUGACGUCACUACUCCCUUCGCAGUGGCAGCUUGGGACACCAAUAGGAAGCCGCCUCUGUGGCGAGAGCGCCUGGGCGGGCCAACUGUAGCCAAUGUGAUGUGGACAUGGGCGUGGCCUGCUCGAUCAGGGGCCAAUCGAAAGUGUGAAUAGGUGAGGCUCGAAGGGGUGCCGUAUGGAUGAAAUGGGUGGAGCCAGGCGACGGUGCAGCCAAUGGGGAGAGGCAGUGGGCGUGUCCGGAUAGCCCCUGGCGCCAGCGCUGGGGCGCCCCGUGCGCUCAGUGCUGUUUCCGCCAGGCCCGUGGAAGAGGCGCAGCCAGUGGUGCUGAGGGGGAGGGGCCGAGGCUGCCGCCGCCGCAGAGGGUCUCGGUCCCGUCUGCUGCCCAGGAAACGCCGUGGCGCCGAGCCGGGCCUAGUGGCGCGCGGGGGCCCGGGCAACGGGCCGGCCAGGUUUCCCCAUGUCCGUGACGUGUUGGCCGAGGCUCUGCGGCUCCUCCCCACCCUUGGAGCGGCCAGUCGCUACCUUUUGGACUCCGUGAUCCCUGACGGACGUCAUGAGCAUUGCAAUCCCUCUGGGAGUCACCACACCAGAUACAUCCUACUCAGAUAUGGCUGCAGGAUCCGACCCAGAGUCCGUGGAAGCUAGUCCAGCUGUCGAUGAGAAGAAUGUGUACUCCAGUCAUGGCUAUGAGGCCACCCAGAGGCACAGCUAUCGAGGGCUGCCUUAUGCAGAUCAUAAUUAUGGAGCUCCUCCUCCUCCGACCCCUCCAGCAUCUCCCCCAGUUCAGACUAUCAUCCCUCGUGCUGAGCUGAAUGGCUUGCACUCUCCUGACGAGGAGAACUCUGGGGACAGUGAGAGUUCCUCAGAGGGAGAGUCCAUUCCCAGCUGGUGUCACUGCACUCUCUCUCAAGAUGGCUUCCUCAUCAAGUGUGACAAAUGCAGGGGAAUGAGCAGGGGGAAAGUGAUCAGACUCCGCCGCCGGAAGCAGGACAAUGUGUCAGGUGGAGACAGUAGUGCAACUGAGAGUUGGGAUGAGGAGCUCUCCCCCUCCACAGUGUUGUACACAGCUACGCAGCACACACCCACAAGCAUCACUCUCACUGUUAAUCGGGUCCGCAGAAACAAACCUAAGAAGAGGAAGAGGAGUAUGGAGAAAGCUCGCACUGCACCAAAGGCCAAGAAAAUCAAGGCCUUUCGAGAAGGUUCACGGAAAUCUCUGCGGAUGAAGAAUUCUCCUUCUGAAGCACAUGCCCUGGAUGAGAACACAGCUGAGGGGUGGGAGAACCGGAUACGGCUCUGGACAGAUCAGUAUGAAGAAGCCUUUACUAACCAGUACAGUGCUGAUGUACAGAACCUCCUGGAACGGCAUCUAAGCACCAAUAAAGAAUUUGUGGGCAAAACUGCUGUGCUGGACACAAUCAACAAGACAGAGUUGGCCUGCAAUAAUACAGUUAUUGGGUCCCAGAUGCAGUUGCAACUGGGAAGAGUGACUCGGGUUCAGAAGCACCGGAAGAUCUUGAGGGCAGCAAGAGACUUGGCAUUAGAUACCCUUAUAAUUGAAUAUCGAGGAAAGGUUAUGUUACGGCAGCAAUUUGAGGUCAAUGGGCAUUUCUUCAAAAAGCCAUACCCCUUUGUGCUGUUCUACUCGAAGUUCAACGGUGUUGAGAUGUGUGUGGAUGCGCGCACCUUUGGCAACGACGCCAGGUUCAUCAGGCGUUCCUGUGCACCAAACGCAGAGGUCCGUCAUGUGAUUGCUGAUGGAAUGAUCCACUUGUGUAUCUAUGCGCUCGCCUCCAUUGCCAAGGACACAGAGGUCACCAUCGCCUUUGACUAUGAGUACAGCAUCUGCAACUAUAAAGUGGACUGUGCAUGUCACAAGGGGAACAGGAAUUGCCCUGUACAGAAACGGAACCCAAAUGCUGCAGAACACCUACCUCCACCUAUUCUAGGCACACUGAUGAUGGGGGCAGAAACAAGGCGUCGGAAAGCCCGUAGGAAGGAACUAGAAUUGGAACAGCAGGGCAUUGCAUCAGAUGAGAACAGCAACCAGCAAGCAGAGGAGGUUCCAGAGGGACCUGCUGCAGCCAGCGACAAUGAGGCUGCAGAUAAAGAAGAGAAGCAAGAGGAGGGGGAGAGAGAGGAGGUUGUGGAUGAGCAGGGAGGCCUGGCUCACAGCAGACGGUCCCGGGAGGAGAGGAAGGUAGAGGCCAUUAUGCACAUGUUUGAAAACUUGGAGAAGAGAAAGAGAAGACGAGAGCAACCAUCAGAUCGGAGCAGCACAGAUGCUGAAUUCAUCGUUAACCCUGAGGCUUCUGAGUUGGAGGAGGUGAAAAUGGAGACUCCUGAAACUGAAGACAGCAGUUCAGCUUUAAGUGGGGCUGCUCCAAGCACUCCUAACAGCAGCAGCAAUGUUGGGGUGAACACACGGAGGUCCACACAGUCAGUAGAUGCAAUUCCAGAAAAGACGAUCACUAAGCCAGCUCCAGCCAAACCCUCCAGGCCCCGACCCAAAAGCCGUUUUUCUCGCUAUCGGACCAGUUCAGCACAACGAUUGAGACGGCAGAAGCAGGCCGUUUCCCAGCAGACCGAGCUCUCCCAGGCUGUCCCAGAGGAGGGAAGCAGCAUCAGCUCAGUACCUGCUGCAGAUGUCAGCAGCAUGGAGGGUCCAGGAGAAAGUAGGCAAUUGAUGGGGUCUGACCCAACUGUGAUGCUGGCUGCAGGAUCCCAGUCCAACCGAGCCACAGUAAAGUACCCCAAAACUAAAAAGUAUCUAGUUACAGAAUGGCUGAAUGACAAGGCAGAAAAGCAGGAAUGCCCCAUCGAGUGUCCUUUACGUAUUACCACAGACCCCACUGUUUUGGCAACAACCCUCAACAUGUUGCCAGGUCUUAUCCACUCCCCACUGAUUUGUACCACACCCAAACACUACAUCCGCUUUGGCUCGCCUUUCAUCCCUGAGAGACGUCGAAGGCCUCUUCAGCUGGAUGGGAUAUACAGUUCCUGUAAAAAGCGCUGGAUGAAACAAGCCCUGGAAGAAGGGAUGACUCAGACCUCAUCUACUCCACAAGAGAAUAGAACCCAAUGUCUAUACCAAAGUAACGAGAGCAGCAGCUCUUCUAGCAUCUGCAAGGACAAUGCAGACUUGCUGAGCCCCCUGAAGAAGUGGAAAUCUCGCUACCUGAUGGAGCAGAAUGUUACCAAGUUACUGAGGCCACUAUCUCCAGUCACGCCUCCACCUCCUGGCCCAAUGAGCCCACAACUCACCACACCCUGCUCAUCUCUACCAGGAGAGGAGGAAAGUCGCAAUGGUUAUGGCAUGAUGUUUUCACCAAUUCCCUCUCUGGCUGCUAGUCGCUGCAAUACUCCACUACAGUUUGAGAACGUAUCCUCCCCUGAGAGUUCCCCUGCGCAUAGGCCCGAGUCCCUGUCACCCGAGCUCUGCCUUCGAACGGACCUGGAUUUGGCAAAAGUGGGCUACCUGGAUUCCAAUGCUAACACCUGUCCAGAGAGGCCAUCGCUGCUGAGCUCAGGCCACUCUGAUCUGGCUCCACAGUCCUCCAUUCACUUCACUUCUGAGACCAACUUCCCAGGAAAGAGUGGGGAGGCACAGCUGCUGCUAAGAAGCUCCGAUCAGGCUUUUCGGACAGAGUUUAAUUUAAUGUAUGCCUUCUCCCCUUUGAACGCUAUGCCCCGUGUAGAUGGAUUGUUGCGGGCUUCCCCACAGGUGGGAGACAGGAAGCCCCUGAGUUCAGAAGGGGGAUGUUGCAGCUCUCCUGCAGAUGGAUACUUCAGCAGACAUGAGCUGGGACUUCUUAAAGAGACAUUGCAUGGAUCCAUGUCUCCUGGUGGUGAGAGGGUUUGUGAAGGAGUCAAAUCUGCUCCCCAAAACCCACCACAAAGGAAAAAGGUCUCUCUGCUGGAGUACCGCAAGCGAAAACAGGAAGCCAAGGAGGGAAGUGAUUCACUGCGAUGCACAGUGACGCCGACCCGACAAGGCAGCAACAGCUCUGUGACUGACACAGAGGCCAGCAGUGUGCAGGGCUCAGUAGUCCGAGCCCCAUCCUCCCCACAAAGUGGCUGUUCUCCCUCACAUCCCCCCCUGCCUCACAUAGAGGAGAUCAGCCCACCAGACCUGAGGGUGGCUAGUUCCUCGACCUCACACUGCAAAUCCCAGGAGAACAUCAGCAGUAGGUGGAUGGUCCCCACAUCUGUGGAGCGGCUUCGAGAGGGCCGUGGUAUUCUCGAGAAGGUUCUGCGCAGUGGUGCAAAGAUAUCCCAGAGAGGAGAGCCCUCACCCACAAGUGACAGUGCUGCUGAGAGAGAUCCAGGUACUGCUGAGGGAGACACCCCAGAAGUUCUCAGUUCUGCACUCAAAGGACCAGCAGUUUACAGCCCUUCUAGAUACAGCUACCAGCUCCUGCAGUCUGACAGCCCCCGAGCAGAGUCCCAGGCUCUCCUUCAGCAGAGUUCCUCCCCCUACAGAGGACACUCUACUCCGUCUCCUGGGUACAGCUACCGAGCAGCUCCACCGAGAACAGGACUCAACCCCGUUCAGGGCUCGUCAGAAGCAUCCCUUUCGUCCACCUCCUAUUCCAGCCCUGCCCAUUCAGUUUCCACGGACUCCCCAGCUCUGUUUGCAGGGAAUUCUGGGUAUUACAGCAGCCAGCAACACUCUGGAAGUAGCAUUAAUAGCAGCCUUCUGAAGAAGAGUCACUCUGCUGCUGCCAGUCCAGCACAGCAGGUUGCUGCAGACUUAGUAUCCUUGGGGUCGGUUUCCCAGCCCUGCACAGGAGCAUCAGGCUCCAGCUCUGCUCCCCAAAGUUCCAGAUCGUUGCAGUCAGACUUGCGGACUAUCAGCCUGCCUAAUUCUGGGCAGCCUGCUCUCCACCAGAGCUCCAGAGGGUCAGGGGUUUCCAGUUCACAGCACUAUCCACACCGUGGGGGAGGCAGUGUCCAUCAAUAUAGACUGCAGCAGCUUCAAGGUCCAGGAGUAAAGACUCAGACAGGACUUUCCUAGGGUUGCCUGGAUUCAAGGAGGACCGAAUUGCCCAUAACUCCUUCCAGCUACCUCUGGAAGUGGCUUCUGGGCCGAUGCUGGGAGCUUGCACCGGGUG